AAGGAACUGAAAUGAAGUAGAGAAGCAUUAGAACAGCACUUCUAUUACUACUAAUAACAAUGGAUUUCCACACUGCUUGCGAGAAGGCUAAAGCUUUUACCAAGAAACCCACCGAUUCUGAAUUCUUGGAAUUUUACGGUCUUUACAAACAAGCCACGGUUGGAGAUUGCAACAUUGGUAAGCCUAGCGCUAUUGAUCUAACGGCCAAAGCUAAAUUUGACGCUUGGAACCAACAUAAGGGCAUGUCACAAGAUGCUGCAAAGGCUGCCUAUAUUGGAGUCUAUCAGAAAUAUGCACCCAAAUAUGCUUGAAGAAUCAAUUAGUAAGAAAGCUGUAAGAGGCUGCAUUUCCUAAUAAAAUUUCUUAUCC
This is a messenger RNA of Teleopsis dalmanni, 369 nucleotides long. Its product is annotated as acyl-CoA-binding protein-like. Lineage: Eukaryota; Metazoa; Arthropoda; Insecta; Diptera; Diopsidae. The record is from RefSeq and is a predicted model, not a curated record. The transcript has 2 exons. Gene Ontology annotation, molecular function: long-chain fatty acyl-CoA binding. Gene Ontology annotation, biological process: fatty acid metabolic process. Bases 60 to 311 code for a protein of 83 amino acids.